AGCAGGGACGGACUGACCAUUUGGAAACUCGGGCAGUGCCCGAGGGCCCGGGGUAAGUAGGGGGCCCCAUGAGAUGCCCCUGGUACCUUUUUCAUAGGCUUUUUUGAGUUUGGGCAAGGACACAGGGGCCCUAUGAUGCCCUAUUGCCUGGGGGUCCCAUGAGCUGUCAGUCCGCCCCUGCAUUCCUGUUUUGGAGGUUGUCUCAUUGUUGCCCAUAUAGUGCACCUGUUGUUAAUUUCAUUAACACCAAAGCAGCUGAA
Molecule: messenger RNA, 260 nt
Organism: Staurois parvus
Lineage: Eukaryota; Metazoa; Chordata; Amphibia; Anura; Ranidae
Source: the annotation of a GenBank genome assembly